GUUUGCUUCCAUUCUAAAAGGUAGCAAUUUUCAAGUUGUCAGUGCGGGUCGUAUUCACUGACUUUUGAGUCUUAAAGCAAUUUCGGGUUUUGUAUUCAUUUGUUUGGCCUGUAUGAUGAUUUCCGUGAGAGGUUGGUCUUGACUAUGGUUGAACUGAAUUGGAAUACACUACAACUGUUAUGAUAGAGACUUUUACCUUCUCUUCCACGCAAAGUCUCACCUCAAAGUUCAUGUCACAAGGAAAAGCUAGAUAAUUGUGAGAAUUCAGCGAAUGCAUCCAUCUUUUUAAUGUUUCUUCAAGUGAAAAUGACCUUUGGAUUUAGAUUGGCAUUGAUCUUUAGCUUAUGUAGAUGGGUUAAAUCUGCCGCUGAUAUCCCGUUCUUUUGGGGGUGUGGUUGAAAUUGUCAAGCCGCAAUUUUGUUCUGCAUGUGAAUGUCCGAAGAAUGAAGUAAAAAGAUAAUUUCCUGAGAGCUAAUCUCUGCUGCUUGAUUAGUCAAUUCGAUGCUUCACGGACGAACAUUCGACGAAACUUCUUUCGUGUGCCAUAUGCAUCUCUACAGCAUUUAAAUUCCUCUGCAUUGAAUGGUAGAGCUAGACAAAGCAUUAAAGCAUGGUCAGUGGGACAUCUUUAGAUCAAAACUAUGGUGGAAGAAGGCAAAAAUGAGGUUCUGGCGAAUCAGCGGUCCAUUGAGGAUUGGUUGUCACAUGCUCGUGAGCUCGUUCCGGUGGCAUUGGAUAGAGCCAGAGAGGUUAAGGGAUUCCCGGCGCGCUGGAGGAAGAUAAUUUCGAAACUGGAGCAGAUUCCCUCAUGCUUGUCGGACCUGUCGAGCCAUCCUUGCUUCUCAAAGAACGCGCUUUCCAAAGAACAGUUGCAGGCAGUGUCCAGAACUCUUGCAGAAGUAAUCGAGUUGGCCGAGUCGUGUUUGGGUGAGAAGUACGAAGGGAAGCUGAGGAUGCAGAGCGAUCUUGACUCCUUGUCUGGGAAACUAGAUUUGAAUCUCCGGGAUUGCGGUCUCUUGAUCAAGACUGGAGUGCUCGGGGAGGUGUCGGAGCCGGUAUCUGCAAUUCCCAACUCUUUGACCGAAACGGAGGCCGUAACAAGUAGCAAUAUUAAAGAAUUGCUCGCACGGCUUCAGAUUGGUCAUUUGGAGGCAAAACACAGAGCUCUGGAUUGUGUCCUAGAACUUAUGAAGGAGGAUGAGAAGAGCUUAUUCGCCGCACUAGGACGCAGCAACAUCGCUGCACUAAUCCAAAUGCUCACUGCGACAUCUCCUUGUAUCCGCGAAAAAUCCAUCACAGUUAUAUGCUCGAUAAUUGAGUCGGGGAAUUACGAAAAUUGGCUUGUGUCGGAAGGUGUUUUACCCCCUCUGAUUAGGCUUCUCGAGUCUGGAAGCACGGUAGGUAAAGAGAAGGCUGUGAUUUCUGUUCAGAGGUUAUCCAUGUCGGCUGAGACUGCACGUGCCCUUGUGGGCCAUGGAGGGAUCCAGCCGCUGAUCGAGACAUGCCGGACUGGGGAUUCUGUUUUGCAGGCGGCGGCGGCGUGUGCUUUGAAGAACAUCUCGGCUGUACCCGAGGUCCGACAGAGUUUGUCCGAGCAAGGCAUUGUAAAGGUAAUGAUCGAUCUACUUGAUUGUGGAAUUUUACUUGGAACCAAGGAAUACGCGGCGGAAUGCUUGCAGAAUCUCACUGCAGGCAACGAGAAUCUACGAAAGUCCGUAAUUUCGGAAGGGGGGUUCCGGAGUUUGUUGGCUUAUUUGGACUGCCCGUUGCCCCAAGAGUCUGCGGUUUCGGCAUUGAGAAACUUGGUCGGAUCGCUGCCCCCAGAAAAACUAGCAUCUCUCAAUUUCCUCCCUCGGUUGGUCCACGUACUCAAGUACGGAUCGUUAGGUGCCCAGCAAGCGGCCGCAUCGGCCAUUUGUAGGGCGUGCGGAUCCGAGGAGAUGAAGAAACUGGUCGGUGAAGCCGGGUGUAUCCCCCUCCUGAUCAAGCUGCUCGAGGCCAAGCCGCACGGCGCCCGCGAGAUCGCCGCACGAGCCGUUUCCAGCUUGAUAACUGUGCCCCAGAACUGCAAGGAGAUAAAGAAGGACGAUAAGAGCGUGCACAACUUGGUCCAGCUCCUCGACUCGAGCCCUCAGAACACCGCGAAGAAGUACGCGGUCUCGUGCCUGCUGUGCCUCUCGUCGAGCCAGAAGUGCAAGAGGAUGAUGAUCGCUCACGGGGCGAUCGGGUAUCUGAAGAAGCUCGCCGAGAUGGACAUUCCGGGGGCCAAGAGAUUGCUGGAGAGGCUGGAAAUGGGGAAGCUGAGAAGCCUGUUCAGCAGGGACUAGUGAAUUGUGAGCUAAACCUUAUUUAUUAUGGUCCUAAAGUUUCUUUCUUCUUCUUCUUGUUGUUGUUGUAUCAUGUAUGAGCAAUAUCUCAUUGUCCAUGUAGGAUACUAGUUGAUGAGUUCAUGCUGGUGCGUUUCGUUCUUCAUGAGUAAAACUCAAAUGCUAUUUAUGCUAGCCUAGAAUUGCUUUCGUGAUCAUCUUCUGUUAUGAGAAUCUAGAGCUUUAGCUCUUAAUAUUCGAGCAUAAUUGCAAGUUGUAACC
Syzygium oleosum is the source of this 2588-nucleotide messenger RNA. Its product is annotated as protein CELLULOSE SYNTHASE INTERACTIVE 1-like. Lineage: Eukaryota; Viridiplantae; Streptophyta; Magnoliopsida; Myrtales; Myrtaceae. The transcript is spliced from 2 exons. Gene Ontology annotation, molecular function: protein binding. The coding region runs from base 642 to 2327 and encodes 561 amino acids. The record is from RefSeq and is a predicted model, not a curated record.